AGGCUGCAGGCCUAAAUAUCCUUUUGGAUUGGAGCAGGAGGCACCGGGCGACACUCCCUCACAUUGUGCUGAGAGACAUCAAUUAAUUACGCAGGGAAGCUGCUCGGUCUGAGGAGGGCUGCUACUGCUGGAGGUGGAAGUGCUGGUGGAGGUGGUGGAGGAGGGAAGACGCCAGCAUCAAUAUGGCGACAACUGCAGUUUCUCCCAGAUCAUUCGCGCCUCUGCAGUCCCGCGACGGCUCCACGGAUUCACUGUGACGCUUACGAGAUCUCCUACAUUGGAUGGUCAAAACCUAAAGACCACAUAGUUGCAGGAUGAAAACAUGGCUGCACCCCUUCUCGCACCGCCAGGACCUGACAGCUUCAAGAGAUUUAAUGCAGAAUCAUUGGCGGCCCUCGAGCAGCGCAUCAACGAGGAGAAGAAUAAGAAGCCGCCAAAGCAGGACAGCAGUUACCGUGACGACGAUGAUGAGAACAAGCCCAAGCCCAACAGUGACCUGGAGGCUGGCAAGAGCCUGCCCUACAUCUAUGGGGACAUCCCUAAGGGAAUGGUGGCGGUACCACUGGAGGAUCUGGACCCGUACUACCUGAAUUCUCAGAAAACAUUUAUAGUGCUAAAUAGGGGGAAGACAAUCUUCCGUUUCAGUGCCACACCUGCCUUGUACUUCAUAAGUCCUUUUAAUCCGGUUAGGCAAAUAGCUAUUAAAAUUUUGAUACAUUCUCUUUUCAGCAUGAUCAUUAUGUGUACUAUUUUGACCAACUGUAUAUUCAUGACCUUCAGUGAUCCUCCUGAGUGGUCAAAACAAGUAGAGUACACAUUCACAGGAAUUUAUACAUUUGAGUCUCUUGUAAAAAUCACGGCACGAGGAUUCUGUAUAGAUGGCUUUACGUUUCUUCGAGACCCAUGGAACUGGCUGGACUUCAUGGUCAUCUCCAUGGCAUAUAUAACAGAGUUUGUGGACCUGGGCAAUGUAUCUGCGCUGAGAACAUUCAGAGUUCUCCGAGCUUUGAAAACUAUCUCGGUCAUUCCAGGCCUGAAAACCAUCGUGGGUGCCCUCAUCCAGUCGGUCAAGAAGCUUUCUGAUGUGAUGAUCCUGACCGUCUUCUGCCUCAGUGUCUUUGCACUCAUCGGUCUGCAGCUCUUUAUGGGCAACCUGCGCCACAAGUGUGUCAUUUGGCCCAUCAACAUAACCGAAAGCUACCCGGUCAAUGGCAGCUUCGACUGGGAUGCGUACAUCAUGAACAACACAAAUUUCUACUUCCUGCCCGGCCAAAUAGAUGCUCUUCUCUGUGGGAACAGCUCAGACUCGGGCCGUUGCCCGGAGGGAUACACGUGUAUGAAAGCUGGAAGAAAUCCAAACUAUGGUUACACCAGCUUCGACAGCUUUGGAUGGGCCUUCCUGGCUCUUUUCCGCCUCAUGACACAAGACUUUUGGGAAAACCUCUACAUGCUGACAUUGAGGGCGGCAGGAAAGACCUACAUGAUCUUCUUUGUGUUGGUGAUCUUUGUGGGUUCUUUCUACUUGGUCAACCUGAUCCUGGCUGUGGUGGCCAUGGCCUAUGAAGAGCAGAACCAAGCCACCAUGGAGGAGGCCCAGCAGAAGGAGGAGGAGUUUAAGGCCAUGCUGGAGCAGCUGAAAAAACAACAGGAAGAAGCUCAAACUGCUGCCAUCGCAACCUCAGCCGGAACAGUAUCAGAGGAUGCAGUCGAGGAUGCCGUAGGAGGGCGGCUGUCAUGCAGCUCUUCUGAGAUGUCCAAGCUUAGCUCCAAGAGUGCCAAAGAGCGGCGCAACCGUAAAAAGAAGUGGCGACAAAAAGAGCAAGAGAAGGAGAAAGGCGAUAGUGAAAAGUUUGUCAAGUCCGAGUCGGAUGACGGCAGCAAGAGGAGCCGCUUCCGGUUUCCUGAUAACCGCCUGGGGCGAAAAUCUUCUAUUAUGAACCAGUCUCUCCUGAGCAUACCAGGCUCACCUUUCCUGUCCCGCCACAAUAGCAAAAGCAGCAUCUUCAGUUUCAAGGGGCGUGGAAAGGACGUGGGUUCAGAGAACGAAUUUGCGGAUGACGAACACAGCACGGUGGAGGAGUGCGAGGAGCGCCGGGGCUCCCUGUUCAGCCCAUACCGCCGCACCAGUUACAGUGGCUACCACGGGAAGCGGAACAGCACGGUGGAUUGCAACGGCGUGGUGUCCCUCAUCGGCCCUGGGCCUGGUGGACGACUUCUGCCUGAGCCCACUACUGAGGUUGAGGUGAAGAAGAAGCUGUCUGGCUCCCUGAUGGUGUCUGUGGACCAGCUCAAUACCUCCUUUGGGCGGAAAGAGCGGGCCAACAGUGUCAUGAGCGUCAUUACCAACACACUAGUGGAGGAACUGGAAGAGUCCCAGCGCAAGUGUCCACCCUGCUGGUAUAAAUUUUCAAACACAUUCCUGAUAUGGGAAUGCUCCCCCACGUGGCUGAAGAUUAAGGAGAUUGUCAAUCUGAUAGUCAUGGAUCCCUUUGUGGACUUGGCCAUCACCAUCUGCAUCGUCCUCAACACGCUCUUCAUGGCCAUGGAGCACUACCCUAUGACACCCGACUUCGAGGCCAUGCUCUCUGUGGGGAAUUUGGUGUUCACUGGGAUCUUUGCUGGGGAAAUGAUGUUCAAACUAGUGGCUAUGGAUCCCUAUUACUACUUUCAAGAAGCCUGGAAUUGUUUUGACGGCUUCAUCGUGACGCUGAGUUUAAUAGAGCUGGCUCUAGCUGACGUCGAAGGGCUGUCAGUCCUGCGGUCAUUCCGACUGCUGAGAGUGUUUAAACUGGCCAAGUCAUGGCCGACUCUCAACAUGCUGAUCAAGAUCAUUGGCAACUCUGUGGGCGCUUUAGGGAACUUGACUCUCGUGUUGGCCAUCAUUGUCUUCAUCUUUGCCGUGGUGGGCAUGCAGCUGUUUGGAAAGAGUUACAAAGAUUGUGUGUGCAAGAUCCAUGCUGAUUGUGAGCUGCCGCGCUGGCACAUGAACGACUUCUUCCACUCCUUUCUGAUUGUCUUCCGGGUGCUGUGCGGUGAGUGGAUUGAGACCAUGUGGGACUGCAUGGAAGUGGCUGGCCAGGGCAUGUGUCUCAUCGUCUUCAUGAUGGUCAUGGUCAUUGGCAACUUGGUGGUAUUGAACCUGUUUCUUGCUUUGCUGCUGAGCUCAUUCAGUGCAGACAACUUGGCUGCCACAGAUGACGACGGCGAGCUUAACAAUUUACAAAUUUCCGUCAUUCGCAUCAAAAAAGGCAUUGCGUGGAUCAAAGCCAAGGUGCGUCUGCUGGUGGCCAGCCUGCUGAGGAAACCACCCAUGGAGGAUGAGCAGAAACCUUUGGACGACAUGUAUGACAAGAAACUGAACUGUAUUGCUAACCACACCGGGGUGGACAUAAACCGAGAUCUGGACUAUGCAAAGAACGGCAAUGGCACGACCAGUGGCAUUGGCAGUAGUGUGGGCAAGUAUAUGAUCGAUGAAGACCACAUGUCAUUCAUCCACAACCCCAACUUGACCGUGUGCGUACCCAUUGCGGUUGGGGAGUCUGACUUUGAGAACCUUAAUACAGAGGACUUCAGCAGUGAAUCAGACAUUGAGAACAGCAAAGAGCUGGAUGACACCAGCUCGUCAGAGGGUAGCACCAUUGACAUCAAACCAGAUGUGGAGGAGGUGGUUGUGGUGGAGACAGUGGAAGAAUACAUGGAUCCCGAAGCAUGUUGGACAGAUGCAUGCGUGGCUAAGUACAAAUGCUGCGAAGUUGACAUCACCAUGGGCUGGGGGAAGAUCUGGUGGUAUCUCAGGAAAACAUCCUACCUGAUCGUGGAGCAUAACUGGUUUGAGACUCUCAUCAUCUUUAUGAUCCUCCUCAGCAGUGGAGCUCUGGCCUUUGAGGAUGUGUACAUUGAGCAAAGAAAAACCAUCCGGAUAAUACUGGAGUACGCAGACAGGGUUUUUACAUACAUCUUCAUCCUGGAGAUGCUGCUGAAAUGGGUUGCGUAUGGCUUUGUCAAAUACUUCACCAACGCUUGGUGUUGGCUGGACUUCUUCAUUGUGGACGUGUCUAUAGUCAGCCUUGUAGCUAAUGCGCUGGGCUACUCCGAUCUAGGGCCCAUUAAAUCACUCAGGACACUAAGGGCCUUGAGACCCCUCAGAGCCUUGUCACGUUUUGAAGGGAUGAGGGUGGUAGUCAACGCCUUGGUGGGAGCCAUCCCUUCCAUUAUGAAUGUCUUGCUGGUUUGCCUCAUCUUUUGGCUGAUUUUCAGUAUCAUGGGGGUCAACCUGUUUGCAGGAAAGUACUACUUCUGUUUCAACGAGACCUCCGAAGAGUACUUUCCUGUUGACGUGGUCAACAACAAGACCCAGUGCGAGGCCCUCAUUGAACAAAACUUUACGGAGGUUAGGUGGAAGAAUGUCAAAAUUAACUUUGACAAUGUAGGUGCCGGCUACCUGGCCUUGCUCCAAGUGGCCACAUUCAAAGGUUGGAUGGACAUUAUGUAUGCAGCUGUGGAUUCCAGAGAGGUGGGAGAUCAGCCAGACUAUGAAGUUAACAUCUACAUGUACAUCUACUUUGUGGUUUUCAUCAUCUUUGGCUCCUUCUUUACCCUGAAUCUCUUCAUUGGUGUUAUCAUUGACAACUUCAACCAGCAAAAGAAAAAGUUCGGAGGUCAGGAUAUCUUUAUGACAGAGGAGCAGAAGAAGUACUACAAUGCCAUGAAGAAACUGGGCUCCAAAAAGCCUCAGAAACCCAUCCCUCGACCACAGAACAAGAUACAAGGAAUGGUCUUUGACUUUGUCACACAGCAAGUCUUCGACAUCUCCAUUAUGAUCCUCAUUUGUCUCAACAUGGUCACCAUGAUGGUGGAAACGGACGACCAAUCAGAUGAAACAGAGAAUGUCCUCUACUGGGUCAACUUCAUCUUCAUUGUGGUCUUCACCACGGAAUUCUUGCUGAAGCUCUUUGCUCUUCGCCACUACUACUUCACCAAUGGAUGGAACAUCUUUGACGUGGUGGUGGUCAUCCUGUCUAUUGUUGGAAUGUUCCUGGCCGACCUUAUCGAGAAGUAUUUUGUAUCUCCAACGCUCUUCCGAGUGAUCCGCUUGGCUCGUAUCGGCCGUAUCCUGCGUCUUAUCAAAGGAGCAAAGGGCAUCCGAACGUUACUCUUUGCCCUGAUGAUGUCACUUCCUGCCCUGUUCAACAUUGGCCUCUUGCUCUUCCUGGUCAUGUUCAUCUUCUCCAUCUUCGGCAUGUCCAACUUUGGCUACGUGAAGCACGGUGCCGGCAUCGACGACCUGUACAACUUUGAGACCUUUGGCAACAGUAUGAUCAUCCUGUUCAUGAUCACCACUUCGGCCGGCUGGGACGGCUUGCUUCUGCCCAUCCUCAACUACCCGCCGGACUGCAAUCCCAACUUGGAGAACCCAGGCACCUCAGUCAAGGGCGACUGCGGUAACCCCUCAGUGGGGAUAUUCUUCUUUGUCAUGUACAUCAUCAUUUCCUUCCUGAUUGUGGUCAACAUGUACAUUGCCAUCAUCCUGGAGAACUUUAGCGUCGCCACAGAGGAGAGCGCUGAUCCACUGAGUGAGGAUGACUUUGAGACCUUUUACGAAAUCUGGGAGAAGUUUGAUCCCACUGCCUCUCAGUUCAUCACUUUCGCCAAGCUGUCCGACUUUGCUGAUGCACUGGAACACCCGCUUCGUGUCCCGAAGCCCAACACUAUCGAGCUGAUUGCCAUGGACCUGCCCAUGGUGAGCGGCGAUCGCAUCCACUGCCUGGACAUUCUGUUUGCCUUCACCAAGCGUGUGUUGGGCGACAGCGGUGAGUUGGACAUGCUGAGGCAGCAGAUGGAGGAGCGCUUUGUCGCGGCCAACCCCUCCAAGGUCUCCUAUGAGCCCAUCACCACCACGCUGCGCCGCAAACAGGAGGACGUCUCGGCCAGGAUCAUCCAGAAUGCCUAUCGCGCUCACCUCAUCCGCCGCGGCAUCAUUUUCAAGCGCCACAUGUUCACUAACAACAAGCUUGAGAAUGGCAGCACGAACCAGGAGAAGAAGGAGAGCACGCCAUCCACCGCCUCGCUCCCUUCGUAUGACAGCGUGACCAAACCAGACAAGGAGAAGCAGGACGACAACAAGGAGGCAUGGGCCAGGAAGGAGAAGGACAAAAACAAAAAAGAUGAGUGGGAAUCUAAGUGUUAGGCACCAUGAGACUCUUGAGCCCCACCGAAGUAGAAACAUUUGCAAGUAAUAAAAUCUGAGAAAAACACUGGGAAAAAAAUGUUUACAGACUCCUGAGGAAACACGGUUUCUUAUGUCAUCAAAGACAGCUGAACCAAACACAAUCAGUUUACUGUGGAACUUUGCUGCAUAAUGACCAAGCUCUUAGAGUGACUCACAACAGUGUGCUGGCCAUGACACACACGCACGCGUGCACACACACACGCACACACACACGCACACACAAACAGAUAUUUUUGGGGACCAACCUGCCAAGGCACACAACUCUUCUGGUGAACGAAUGAAAGAAUAGCAACGUCCCUGCCACAGCAGAGCAUGUCAAGUCCCUCUGCAAAGCUUCCAUGCGAGAACACGACUAGAACUGCAACAUCAGUAUAAAAGAAGAAGAAGGAGAAGAAAAAAAUCAACCACACAAGCGAACAAGCCAGCUAUUGGGCGAUGGAUGGAUGGAUGGAUGGAUGGAUGGAUGGAUGGAUGGAUGGAUGGAUGGAUGGAUGGAUGGAUGGAUGGAUGGAUGGAUGGAUGGAUGGAUGGAUGGAUGGAUGGAUGGAUGGAUGGAUGGAUGGAUGGGGAGCAGAAUACUGACAUUUUUGACUGUUUAUUUUGUUUAUCUUGUCUAUGCCUCGUUGCAACAUUACAUGAUUCAAGCAGCAAAAAAUAAGUAACAUCAAGCUCAUGUCACAAGCGCUUUCAUCUCGGUUAUGCUGACAUAAGGAAAAGACAUUCAGAUUUUGGUCUUGGUUUUGGGCUGCAGAAGACUUGCUCAGAUCAAUAAUAAUAAUUAUUGUGCUUGUUCAAUGCAUAGAAAUGACUUGCAUGAAGGCAUGUUUUGAUCAGGAAUCGUGCAUGAGUAAUCAUAGUCCACAAGACACUAAAUGCUAAUAACUCAGCAGAGGUUUCACAGUGUGACAUGGAGGCAACUGCCCACUGGAGCUGAUGAACCGGCUGUUUGGUAACGUAAAGGUUUUUUUUUUCUGCUCUGCAUUGAAAUGUCGGCGUCAAAGAGCCAGAAGUCGACCCUUAUGUUGAGGAUGCGGGGAUUGCAUCACUUUUGUCGUUGGGACAAUGUUGUAUGUCACAGAGUUUGCGGUGUUUUGAUCUGGGGUGCUCAAAGAAUAAUAGAGUAGCCCUACUACUGUUGUAGCCCUUGUAGACAGUAGAGGAAGAAGACGCGUUUGAUUUCCUCUUUUUGUAUUCGUGACGGAUAUGCAUUAGAGUUUCCCAGCCAAUGAGGCGUUAUGUAAUGUCACAUUUUUCUGACAAUUUGAAACCACGGUCUGGGAGAUUGUCUUUUCUCCACAAGGCUGGAGAAUGACGCAGCCCAUCACGUAGUGUGUGCGGGGUUUGCACAAAGCUAUCCCAAUUCCCAAGCACUAAGCCUUGUCAUGCCAAGCAUGAGUGGAAGGGGCAUAAAGGGCUUUUGGUUGCUAGAAUCCGUGGGCUAUGUCUGCGGUUGAUCCUCAACAACAGAAAUAACUGCCAUGUUUCUCUGUGUAUCAUUGGCACCAUCUUUUUUCACACACGCUUCCAAUGAGUCGGACAGAGGUGAUAAAAGCAAGACUUCCUUCUGAUGAACAUCAGAAGACCUCACAUAGAUGCAGCUACCGUGUGUGAGCAAUCAAAAGAGUUUUGUGGAGAAACGGAAGGCUUUGUAAAAUCCAGCUGCCUCUUGAGGUGUUCCUGCCAUUCCUUUUGUACGUGCCAAUCGACGGACCUAUUUCUACGCGGAUAACUUGCCCAGCGUCCAAUACCAUUUUGGUGUGUUCAACACUGCCGACCCCACCCCCCUACAAAAGGACACCCUUUUGUCUGUACCAUGAAACCAGGUCUGUUUACAGCAUGAUGUCUCCCAAUAGUUUGGCUGUUGCACACUGAAAACAAAUACAUUCCCAAUGAGAGAACCACUGGAGCGAGCUGCGCCAUCCAGCCGAACAGCGCUCAUCUCGGAUGGAACCGAUCCGAUUGACUCGCUCACCGCGCCAACCACAAACAGACAAAAAGACAAAAAAAAGAAGAUGAUGUACAGCGCAGGCGACAAUGUAAAUGGCACAAUCGCUGGAAAAGAAUGACUUUUGUGAGAGAAACUAUAAAUAUUGUAACAUACGAUUUUAUUUUAUCUGCAUGCUUUGUUGUGUUUUUGUAAAUAAGUAAUUUAUCACUGUUACUAUUACUAAUCACACAGAAAAGAAGAAACAUGACAAUAUAGAAUGGCCUACAGCUAUCCCUGUUGACACGUUUGUACCUUUAGAAUUUUUUGAGACACUUUUCACUUUUGGUGACUGGAUCAAGA
Messenger RNA from Syngnathus typhle (broad-nosed pipefish), 8516 nucleotides. It is a transcript of the gene scn8aa, whose product is annotated as sodium channel, voltage gated, type VIII, alpha subunit a. Gene Ontology annotation, cellular component: voltage-gated sodium channel complex; plasma membrane; axon. Gene Ontology annotation, molecular function: voltage-gated sodium channel activity. Gene Ontology annotation, biological process: membrane depolarization during action potential; neuronal action potential; sodium ion transmembrane transport. NCBI's taxonomy places the organism in Eukaryota, Metazoa, Chordata, Actinopteri, Syngnathiformes, Syngnathidae. The transcript has 27 exons. The record is from RefSeq and is a predicted model, not a curated record. Bases 323 to 6187 code for a protein of 1954 amino acids.